AUGUCCAAAUCAUCGCGCGCAUCCAUUAUUCCUCCACCAAGGACAAAGCAGAGCUGGGAUAGUGUUGUACGCACUGGGAUUGCUGGGGGAACUGCGGGGUGCAUCGCCAAGACCGUUGUUGCUCCGCUCGAUAGAGUGAAGAUACUCUUCCAGACAUCGAAUCCCAACUUCCAGAAGUACUCUGGAUCAUGGACUGGAGCGUUCCGAGCAAUUCGGGAUAUCAACCAGUCGAAUGGCCUGGCUGGACUAUUCCAAGGACAUUCGGCGACAUUAUUACGAGUCUUUCCAUACGCGGCCAUAAAGUUUUUGGCCUAUGACCAGGUUCAUUACGCUCUAAUGCCUACCAGGGCCGACGAAACCAAUUUCAAGAGGUUCUUUGCAGGUGCUUUCUCUGGAACGCUUUCGGUCUUAUUUACAUACCCACUUGAACUUGUCCGAGUCCGCAUGGCAUACCAAACACAGGCAUCCUCUAGACACGCAUUUGUAGACGCCGUCAGAGCAAUAUACACGGAAGGAAACGUUCACCCUUCUCCCUCAGUAGUCCACACAUCAGUUCACACCUCAGGCAACGUAUCCUCUCCGACAGCCAUGGCAACAAUGACCAAAUCAUCACCGCUAUUCACCACUUUCCCUAUCUCCAAAUUCUACCGUGGCUUUUCAGUAACGUUAAUAGGCAUGGUCCCAUAUGCCGGUACAUCAUUUCUAGUGUGGGGUGCGCUACGAGCCGCCCUGUUACCUCCUCCCUCAUCUGGUAUUUCUGGUCCACCCAGACAUCGUCCGAUAGCGGACCUUAGCAUAGGUGCAGUUAGUGGAGCCAUCGCUCAAACAGUAUCAUAUCCAUUCGAAGUCGUCCGACGCCGAUUACAAGUGGGUGGACUUCUACGUCCCCGUGGGUUCGUAGGAUGGGGCGAAACCGUUCGUGCCAUAUGGCUCAAACAGGGGUGGAGGGGAUUCUAUGUUGGAUUAAGUAUCGGUGAACGAUACCCAUUGACUUCUCAACUCAUCGAGGAGAACAAAAUUCCGGAAUUCGAUAAUUUAUAUGUUGACUUUAACGGAAUUAUCCACAACUGCUCCCAUCCAAACGAUGGCGAUGUGCACUUCCGUCUAUCCGAGGACCAAAUCUUCACGGCCAUAUUCUCCUAUGUCGAUCACUUGUUCGGCAAGAUCAAACCCCGUAAACUGUUUUUCAUGGCCAUCGACGGCGUGGCGCCACGUGCCAAAAUGAACCAGCAGCGAGCACGACGGUUUAGGACGGCAAAAGACGCCAAGGAGGCCCGUGAAAAGGCUGAGAAGAAGGGGGAGAAGUUGCCCGAGGAAAAAGCUUUUGACAGCAACUGUAUCACGCCUGGUACGGUAUUCAUGAAGAAGCUGUCUGAACAACUGAAGUACUUUGUGAACAAGAAGAUAUCCGAGGACGCGAAUUGGAGAGAGGUUCAGGUCGUCUUGUCGGGUCAUGAAGUUCCUGGAGAGGGCGAACACAAGAUUAUGGACCUGGAAACUCAGUCCUUUUACCUCCUUCAUAUUUCCCUGCUCCGAGAAUACCUCGACCUUGAAUUCCAGAGCUUAACCUCCACCUUACCCUUCCAAUACGACCUUGAACGAAUUAUCGACGACUUUGUGCUCAUCGCUGUCUUUAUUGGCAACGACUUUCUUCCUCAUCUGCCCGACUUGCACAUCCACGAGAACGCCCUCGAACGACUGUUUGAGAUUUACAAAGCUGUAUUACCCAAUGCGGGGGGAUACUUGAACGAAAGCGGAGAAAUUCAUCGAGGGCGACUACAGUUGAUAUUGGACGAGCUUGCGACUUGGGAAGUCGAUGUGUUUGAAAAAGAGACUAGCGAUUCCCAGUGGUACAAGGGAAAGCAAAGAAAACAUCAACAACAGGCUGCAGAAAAGUCCAAGUCCAAGCCUUUGACUCUUACACCAUCUCAAAAGGACCUUGCAAUGAAAAUCCAAGAUCUCGUUCAUCAGGGACAUCAAGAUCCUUCGGUUCGCCAGCUCCAACUGCCCAAUACUCUCCCAGCCGGUGACCGCGCAUUCCUCAAUGGCCUCUGCCAAGAACUUCACCUCUCCGUCUGGUGGGACGAAUUCGACGAGGAAGGUCAGAAUCUCGUAACUAUCGCGCUUCCCGAGCAGGACGAGGACGACGAAGAGGCCGAUGAAGAAGGGUAUCAAGCCAGUAUGCGUGUGUUUAAGAAGUAUGUUACCGCGCAGGUCUUGCAUCCCGAAGGGUUCGACGAGAGAGAAGACGAUAGGCUGAAGGCUGCUUUGAAAAAGUGGAAGGAAGAUUACUACAAGGAAAAACUUGAAUUCAAAGAUAUUGAAAAGGGAGUUGACCAAUUGGUGUACCGGUACAUUGAGGGUCUACAGUGGGUCAUGUACUACUAUUAUCGUGGAGUUGCGAGUUGGGGGUGGUUUUACGACUAUCAUUAUGCACCAAGGAUUUCCGACAUCAAGAACAUCGAGUUAUUCGAGUUUAACUAUGAACUCGGGAAACCGUUCAAGCCAUUUGAACAGCUUAUGGGUGUGUUACCAUACGCGAGUCAUGAAUUGAUCCCCGAAGCCUACAGGGAACUCAUGCACUCGGAGCACUCACCAAUUCUCGACUUUUAUCCUGAGAACUUCGAUCUCGAUAUGAAUGGGAAGAAGCAAGAGUGGGAAGCGGUGGUCAAGGUUCCAUUCAUUGAUCAGAAGAGGCUGCUUUCGAGCAUGGCUACUCUCGAACAUCGUCUUACGGAGGAAGAAAAACGACGCAAUACCUGGGGAAUGAGCAUUAAGUUCUCGUGGACAAAAGAUGUCAAAGAGUACCCCUCUCCGUCACCCGGGUUCCUUCCCAUCCUGCCACGCUGCCAAUGCCGCAUGGAUGAAUUCGUUCUUCCUACGCUUGAAGGCGGGUUGGACUUGGUCAAGGGCCUUCGUGAUGGCGUGUUCCUGGGGGUAGACGCACUCGCUGGGUUCCCGUCACUCCAGACACUCCCUCAUAGCUCAGUCAUUCAACACCACAGCGUCAAUGUCUUCAACUCAGAUUCGAAGAAUCGCUCGGUGGUCAUUCGUGUCACCAACACAUUCAUGGGCGCCAAAGCUGGCCCGAUCGCAGAAAAAAUGAUUGGAAAACGAACUUUUAUCGGGUGGCCUUUCUUGACAGAAGCUCAAGUCGUCGCCGUCUCGGACGAUUUAUUCAAGUAUGAGAGGCAGACCAUCGGCCGUGUAGCCAAAGUUGUACCGACUCCGCAUCACGGAGAGGCGCUGAGUCGAUGGAAGAGGACUGCUGAGAAGAUCGGAGCUACGUAUUCAAAGAGGUUUGCCGUAGAGAUUGGGGAUGUAGAUAUUCUGCUGCAUGUUCGACCUUUGAAGGGGCUCAAGCGCAUGGAUGAUGGCUCGUUGGUCAAAGAUUAUGCAGGACCCGAAGCCGAGACGGAGCAAGCGGUUCAGAUGAGCUUGAUGGAAGUUCGGUCUGAGGAUCCCCGGUAUAUCGAACAACCUGCUGCCCCGCUGGAGCAGGAAUAUCCUAUUGGGACCAAUGUGUUUUUCCUUGGCGAGCAUACAUACGGAACUCCAGCUCUAAUCAAGGCCGUAGCUGACCAAAAAGCAUCGUUAAUGAUUGUCUAUAACCCUGAAGAACGCGUCGAGAUUGACAAGCUCCGGGCACUGGCCAAGGAAAAUAUCGCAGGAUCCUACCUCUCAGCCCGACAAAUCUCUUCAGCGCUUCGUAUUUCAGGUCUCGCUCUUUCGAGGGUUACAUCCAGCGUGAUGGUUACCACCAACGGAAACUCAAAGGUCAAUUUGGGACUGAGCUUGAAGUUUGAGGGGAAGAGUAUGAAGGUUCUUGGCUACUCGCGCAAGUCGGAUCAUGGGUGGGAGUUUAGUGAGAAGGCUGUUCAGCUUAUUCAGGAUUACAAGGUACGUUUUGGACGAGCGAUGUAUAGGCUGCUAGACGCUAAGGAUAUUACUCGGGCUUCGGACUUGUUCCCCAAUGGAGAUGCAGAAAACCAAGCCAAGGCUGCGAAAGAGUGGCUUGCCUCAAAGGGUGUAAGGGAUCUCGAACCUGUCUCGUUGUUUUCCGAGCAGCUAGAAAAGCAAAAUAUUGCCAACAUUGAAAAAUACGAGACGGAGCUAAACACCAAACGUUCCUCGGAGCCGUCUUCAAUGAAGCGAGUCAUGGUACAGGGUGUGCCACGCCAAGCCCUGCUGAAACCGGACCAUGCAGUCCACAGGCUCCAGAACCAGAAGUUCUCGCUUGGCGAUCGGGUAGUGAUGGUACAGAAUACGGGAGGUGUACCACUGGCUGCCAAGGGUGUUGUGGUUGGGCUUUUGCCGACGUUCUUGGAUGUGGUUUGGGAUGUACCUUUCAUCAAUGGAACGACGCUCAACGGAAGGUGCACGGAAUACCGAGGGUCAAGUGUAACGUUUAACUCGGUACUAAACCUGACAGAGCCUCAAUUUGUGCAAUCCACGAGCAAAAAUCGCGCACCCGAACCUACCUCUCCUACCUCUCGAUACGCACCUCGCAUUGGACCACAACCGGCCGUCCCAUCCCGCGGAGGGGGCUCAUUUAGAUCGGCGUCCCAACCCAGUCAGACUCCCGUUCGAAUCAUGUCCAAUCCUGCACGCGGGAGGGGCUGGAACGGAAGACAAACGGAUGACAGGAGUGCCGCGCGGGUUUUGGCCGAGCCAGCGCCGACGACGGAAGAGCUGCAUCAGAGGGGUAUGAGGGAUGCGUUCCACAUUCGUGCUGGCCCAGGUGUGAGUGCAAGGGGACGAGGUGGGCUUGGGUAUCACCCCCCACCGGCCAUGCCGGCACAAAAUAACUCGGCCCCGGUGCACAACCACCCAGCUCCGGCGCAUCCACCGAGGAUUUUGGCGAGGGGAAGGGGAGGGCCUCCGCAUGGUGGGCCGAGUGUGAAUGGGCACGGACAUGGCCCAACGGUCAACGGGCACGGACAAGAACAAGGAUCGCGCGGCCGAGGAGGGCCAUCGAGGGGGCGAGGAAGGGGGAGGGGAGGCCGUGGGGUAGCGCCGGCAGUGCAAUCCUGA
Messenger RNA from Rhizoctonia solani, 5034 nucleotides. Its product is annotated as 5'-3' exoribonuclease. Gene Ontology annotation, biological process: nuclear-transcribed mRNA catabolic process; transmembrane transport; rRNA catabolic process. NCBI's taxonomy places the organism in Eukaryota, Fungi, Basidiomycota, Agaricomycetes, Cantharellales, Ceratobasidiaceae. Gene Ontology annotation, molecular function: 5'-3' RNA exonuclease activity; RNA binding. Gene Ontology annotation, cellular component: nucleus. The transcript is spliced from 20 exons. The coding region runs from base 1 to 5034 and encodes 1677 amino acids. The record is from RefSeq and is a predicted model, not a curated record.